AAUUUUCCGGAGACUGGAAAAAUAAAAUUUUGUUAUACAAAAUGAUGAGUUUACAGCCACCGGAAGAAGGAGCGUCAGUUAGGCGCUACAGUAUAGAUACGGAUGAAUUGGUCAAACGAAUUCAUGCAUCAAAACCGAAAUCAGUAUUUUUGGAUGCAAAACCGAAAGUGACCAAUCAACGUGCGACUUUUGGGAAGAAAUCAAAAAUCGACGUAACCGAACAAGGACUACAAUCGAUUAAGCGAGCUGCUUUCGCAUCAGAGACUAGCGAUGAGGAUAUUGUUUACAAGAGCUCAUUGCCCGUUUAUCGAUUUCUUCGGGUUCUUGGCAUUUUUCCCUAUAGCCGAAAUGAACCGGGCCAAGCUGAAUUUGUGUUAAUGUCAAAAAUUGUCGCGUAUGCUGUCUUUAUCUACAUUUUACUCGCGACAUACGUUUUUUUCAUCGCUCAGGAUCGAAUCGAAAUUAUUUCAUCGCUUGAAGGACGUUUUGAGGAAUCGGUUAUCGCCUACCUGUUCCUUUUAAAUAUUUUACCCAUCGUAAUUAUCCCAAUGACAUGGAUCGAAACACGAAAAUUUACCGACGUAUUGAACAAUUGGACAGAAUUUGAGAUUCUGUAUUACAAAGUAUCCGGCCGUGUUUUGCCAUUGAACACCCAAACGAAAGCGUUGUUAAUCGCAAUUCUGCUUCCGGCACUAUCGAGUUUGUCUGUGAUUAUAACUCAUUUAACAAUGGUGGAAUUCAAACUAUUCCAGAUAGUUCCAUACUGUAUUUUGGAUAAUGUGACCUAUAUGAUGGGCGCCUAUUGGUAUUUGGCUUGUGAUUCUUUGAGUCGGUCGGCGACUAUCUUGGCAGAAGAUUUUCAGCAGGCUUUACGUCACAUUGGUCCAGCAGCCAUGGUUGCCGAUUAUCGCGCAUUAUGGCUUCGAUUAUCGAAAUUAUGUCGUGAUACCGGAACAGCGACGUUCAUCACCUUUACAUUUCUCAAUUUGUAUCUCUUCUUUACGAUUACAAUUUCGAUUUAUGGUUUGAUGUCACAAAUUUCGGAAGGAUUUGGUCUAAAGGAUAUUGGUUUAAUGCUGAAUGCGUUCUGCAAUAUUUCUCUAUUGUUCUUUAUUUGCGAUGAAGCGCAUUAUGCGAGCCAACACGUGCGAACAAAUUUCCAAAAGAAACUGCUUAUGGUUGAGCUUAGUUGGAUGAAUUCCGACGCGCAAACGGAAAUCAACAUGUUUUUGCGUGCUACCGAAAUGAAUCCCUCAAAUAUUAACUGUGGUGGCUUUUUCGAUGUGAAUCGAAACUUGUUUAAAUCGCUUCUAACAACGAUGGUUACUUACUUGGUGGUUUUGUUGCAAUUCCAAAUUUCUAUCCCGGAUGAUGCUUCAAAUUUUGUAAAUGGAACAAUGGUUAUGAAUAUUACACGGCCGGUCACUUAAAUUGGUCGCCGAGCUACGUAUCAGACGAUAAAUAUAUUCGCAUUAGUCAUCGAAAAAUAUUGCCUGCCUAAUUUGUGUACACCAAAAAUGAUAUUGAAACAAACCGUAAAGAGCAAAAAAGCUCAAACGACGAUGCAAAACUCGUGCAAUAUACGUAUAGAGAAGCAUAUACAUUUCACAAUAUUUUUUGUUUGAUCAAAAUUUAUUGUUGAUGCCAUUUACGGUAUAAGAGCGCGACUAAGAAGAAACAAACAAAAAAAGAAACACACAUAGAGAGUCUUGAAAUCCGACAUAAAAAGCCAUAAAGCGCCGAAAUACACACCGCUAAACUCUAUCGCUUUUGCAUAGCACAUUCGAAUCUUGCACACACACAAUAUAAGACACCGAAGAGCGCGCGCGUUCACAUACACAGUGUCAA
Contarinia nasturtii (swede midge) is the source of this 1848-nucleotide messenger RNA. It is a transcript of the gene Gr63a, whose product is annotated as gustatory and odorant receptor 24. Gene Ontology annotation, cellular component: neuronal cell body; axon; dendrite. Lineage: Eukaryota; Metazoa; Arthropoda; Insecta; Diptera; Cecidomyiidae. The transcript has 9 exons. Gene Ontology annotation, molecular function: sweet taste receptor activity. Bases 42 to 1430 code for a protein of 462 amino acids. Gene Ontology annotation, biological process: sensory perception of taste. The record is from RefSeq and is a predicted model, not a curated record.